AUGGGUGCUCAUAUAUUAAGAUACGUUAAAAGAAAAUUAUUAUUUAAAUAUCCGAUUGGAGGUGUCACAAAUUUAAAAAAAAAAUUAUGUACGAAUUUAAUAAAUUCGAAUACGAAAAUAGAUAAUUACGAUUAUUUAUUAAUUUUGGAUUUCGAAGCAACUUGUGAUAAAAAAAAAUUCGAACAGGAAAUAAUAGAAUUUCCAUGUUUGAAAAUAAAUAUGAAUACACUUAGAGAAGAAUCUAGAUUUCACAAAUACGUUAGACCAGUUAUAAAUCCUAAAUUAACCAAUUUUUGUACUGAAUUAACGGGGAUUAUACAAGAAAUGGUCGAUGAUGAACCGACAUUUAAUGAAGUUUAUUUACUAUUCGAACAAUGGAGAAAAAGCGAAGGAUUAACAGAUGAUAACAGCAUAUAUGUAACAUCAGGAGAUUGGGAUUUAGGUUAUAUGAUGCCGAGACAAUGUGCAAUUAGUAAAAUACAAGUUCCGUCACACAUGAUGACAUGGAUAGAUAUAAAAAAACUUUAUGGAAUUAAUUAUAAUUGUUAUUGCGGAUCCCUGAUUGAAAUAUUUAGAGUUUUUAAUAUAGAAUUCGACGGAAGGAAUCAUUCGGGAAUAAUUAAAAGAUUAUCAAAAUUAAAUAUAAAAUUUACACCUACAUCAAAUUUAACAUUAUCAAAAAAUGGUUAUAAAGUACAAAGUAAAAAAAUAUAA
Molecule: messenger RNA, 714 nt
Organism: Pediculus humanus corporis (human body louse)
Lineage: Eukaryota; Metazoa; Arthropoda; Insecta; Psocodea; Pediculidae
Product: 3' histone mRNA exonuclease, putative
Exons: 6
Coding region: 1-714 (237 amino acids)
Biological process (GO): exonucleolytic trimming to generate mature 3'-end of 5.8S rRNA from tricistronic rRNA transcript (SSU-rRNA, 5.8S rRNA, LSU-rRNA)
Molecular function (GO): nucleic acid binding; 3'-5'-RNA exonuclease activity
Source: RefSeq, a predicted model, not a curated record